Brassica napus (rape) is the source of this 2107-nucleotide messenger RNA. RefSeq names its product dnaJ homolog subfamily B member 1. NCBI's taxonomy places the organism in Eukaryota, Viridiplantae, Streptophyta, Magnoliopsida, Brassicales, Brassicaceae. The record is from RefSeq and is a predicted model, not a curated record. Gene Ontology annotation, molecular function: protein-folding chaperone binding. The transcript is spliced from 4 exons. Gene Ontology annotation, cellular component: cytosol. The coding region runs from base 196 to 1254 and encodes 352 amino acids.
GAACAAACAAAGAGGGGAAACACCUUCACCCGCCCGUAGCCACCGUAUGUUCCCGAACCUUCGACGAGAUUCUCUACUGUAGUAUGUGAAAGAGAGGAAGGAGAAGAAGAAGAGGACGUCGAUAGAGAAAGAAACCCUUUUGAUUAAAUUGAGGAAAAAGUGAAGAAACGAAAGAGAGAAGGAGGAGGAGGAGAGAUGGGUGUGGAUUACUACAAAGUUCUACAGGUUGAUAGAAGCGCCAGCGACGAUGACCUUAAGAAAGCUUACAGGAAACUCGCUAUGAAGUGGCAUCCCGACAAGAACCCUACCAACAAAAAAGAGGCCGAGGCUAAGUUCAAGCAGAUCUCUGAAGCCUACGAUGUUCUUAGCGAUCCUCAGAAGAGAGCUGUUUUUGAUCAAUACGGCGAGGAAGGGUUAAAAGGGAACGUGCCACCUCCCAACGCCGCUGGUGGAUCUUCCUACUUCUCAGCAGGAGAUGGGCCUUCAUCUUUCAGGUUCAACCCGAGAAGCGCUGAUGAUAUAUUCGCUGAGUUUUUCGGUUUUUCUACUCCCUUUGGUGGAGGAGGCGCUGGUGGCAGCCCGUUUGGUGGAGGAGGAGGCGCUGGUGGCAGUGGAAUAGGGCAGAGGUUCGCCAGCCGCAUCUUUGGUGAUGAUAUGUAUGGCAGCUCGUUCGGUGAAGGAGGACACCCUCAUCAUCAUCACGGUGCAGCUAGGAAAGUGGCUCCAACAGAGAACAAGCUUCCUUGUAGCCUUGAAGAUCUCUACAAAGGAACCACCAAGAAGAUGAAGAUCUCCAGGGAGAUUGCAGAUAUAAGCGGGAGAACAACGCAAACAGAAGAGAUUCUAACGAUCGGAGUGAAACCAGGAUGGAAGAAAGGCACAAAGAUCACAUUCCCUGAGAAAGGCAACGAACAUCCCGGGGUGAUUCCAGCGGAUCUCGUCUUCAUCAUCGACGAGAAACCACAUCCAGUGUUCACACGUGACGGCAACGACUUGAUUGUCACACAGAAGAUCUCACUAUCCGAAGCCUUAACAGGCUACACCGUCAACAUAACGACCCUUGAUGGUCGGACACUUACGAUCCCCAUCACAAACGUGAUCCAUCCAGAGUACGAAGAAGUGGUGCCUAGAGAAGGAAUGCCACUUCAGAAAGAUCAGACAAAGAAAGGGAACUUGAGGAUCAAGUUCAACAUCAAGUUUCCAGCUAGGUUAACUGCAGAACAGAAAGCUGGUUUCAAGAAGCUUCUUGGUUGAAUGAACCAUUACAGCUUCUUACUUUUGUCUUGUUAUGUUUGUGUUGAUCCAAUGCCGUGACGGCGAGUGGGGCACACAAGGAAGAAGCCGCCGCAUAUAACGCCGAUGAUGAUAGGCAAACUGGUGAGAAGCUCUUUGAUGUCUUCAGAAGGAACAGGGAAUAGACAACGGAUCACGUUCUGAUCAAUCAUGGAGAUUGCAAAGAAGACGAGCAUGGACAUGAAUGCAUGCACAAAAUCAAGAAACCUGAGCUUAUACUUCUCCUUCUCCUCGUCCGUUAGAGUAAUCGUUCCUUCCAUCACAGAUAAACCACUCCGCGUCGCCAAGCCGUACCUGACCUGUGAAGAACAUAAUCAUCAUGUUCAAAACGUAACAAAAUAACUGAGGAUACGAGUGAUAAGAGGGAAUGUGUUUGCGACCUUGCCGCGUGGGUCUCUGAAGGAGUCGGUGAAGGAAAGGAGGAAGCAAGAGACGGCGCAGACGAAGACGAGGAAGCAGGUGAGCCAGCGACUGGCGAUGGUCGGACACUGACCCUGAUGAGAUAGGACAGGACACAUUAUUUGAAAACCCAUUACCGAACCGGUCGGGAGGAGAUUAGAGAGAUGGGCUGUUCCUUUGAAUGCUUUCCUCGCCAUUUUCUGUACUUUUGACUUCGGCUUUCUUGGUGCCUCAGGCAAUGAAGCUAUCAACAACGGCUGCGUUUCCUCCAUAAGUUUCUUUAAGUUUUGAUUAAUCACUCUGAAAAAUUCAAAAUGAUUAGAUAUGUCUUGUUUUUCUCGAUGACUAUUCUGAAGAGCUGGACAAGAUUUUAUGGGUUUCGUUUUCUUUCUUUUAUUGUGUCUUCUUCUGUUAA